Coregonus sp. 'balchen' is the source of this 29042-nucleotide messenger RNA. The record is from the annotation of a GenBank genome assembly. Lineage: Eukaryota; Metazoa; Chordata; Actinopteri; Salmoniformes; Salmonidae.
AGCAUCUCUACGCCCACUCAGUUUUUCAGUUUAGAUUAGUCAAAUAUGUUGUCAAUAACAUUCCGUUUCUAACACUCCCUCUCGGCGGAUUAGGGACGCAAACUUUAUCGCACUUUUUAAACAAAUUUAUAUUUAGAGUAGGCUACUGCGUUUCUACAUGUUCAGUAUUUUGUUUAGUAACACUUUCACUUUUUAUGCAAUCUAUCUUGGCUUGAGAAAGAGAACCAGGCUACACGUCUUCUGGGGGAUGGUUAAACCUGUCUUUGUAGACGGAUUGUCUGAAUAAGGAAAAGGAGAGAAAAACGAAAGUUGUUCCAGUUGUGUUUUUUCAGUUUUAUGGUCCACAUCCCUCUGCAGCAAUGGAGAUAGAGAGUAUGGUGGCGAACAGCGCACUCAUCAGAGCCAGAGGAGGUAAGAAAUACACCUAUUUAGGUGCAGUAAAAACUACUACUGCAUUAAUACUAGCCUACUACUUCUUAUUUCACCAUACAAUCCUUUUUUUUAGCAAGCACACACAUUUUGCAGAAGGCUACAUUUUAACAUGACAGGUGAUGCCCUGCUUUGGAGAUUGCAGUGCACCCUUGUAAUUCUUAACCUUAUUGCAAUUCUUAUGAAUGUGUCACAAAGGUUCAUUUCAAAAUGUCCCAUAGUAUGUAGAAUGUGAUUGCAGCUAUUGCAGAAAGACAAGUACAACAAAUAACUUACGUAACUGACUGUUGUACAUAACCUACAGUGAGGUGAGAGUGAGUGAGUAGGAGUAUGGGUCCCAGAGAAAGUUGCUUCCUUCUGAGGAACAAUGUAUGUGGUGAAGGAAUGAGGAAAGGAUGUAUGAUCAAAGAGGAUUGAUUAGGGGGUUGGGGAUGGAGGCUCACUUCUUUUUUUCUGUUAUUUUUUGUUCUCUCUUUACAUACUAAAUGUAUUCUUACUUUUUGGCUCUGUGAUGCAAACUAUUCAAUUAUAUAUGAAGCGGCGCAGGUCCUGGUCCAGGCACUUGUCAUCUCCCGUCUGGACUACUGCAACUCGCUGUUGGCUGGGCUCCCUGCCUGUGCCAUUAAACCCCUACAACUCAUCCAGAAUGCCGCAGCCCGUCUGGUGUUCAACCUUCCCAAGUUCUCUCACGUCACCCCCCUCCUCCGCACACUCCACUGGCUUCCAAUUGAAGCUCGCAUCCGCUACAAGACCAUGGUGCUUGCCUUUGGAGCAGUGAGGGGAACGGCACCCCUGUACCUUCAGGCUCUGAUCAGUCCCUACACCCAAACGAGGACAUUGCGUUCAUCCACCUCUGGCCUGCUGGCUCCCCUUCCUCUGCGGAAGCACAGCUCCCGCUCAGCCCAGUCAAAACUGUUCGCUGCUCUGGCACCCCAAUGGUGGAACAAGCUCCCUCACGACGCCAGGACAGCGGAGUCACUCACCACCUUCCGGAGACAUUUGAAACCCCACCUCUUUAAGGAAUACCUGGGAUAGGCUAAAGUAUUCCUUCUAACCCCCCCCCCCCCCCCCCCCCCCCCCCCAAAUUGUAAAGUGGUUAUCCCACUGGCUAUAGGGUGAACGCACCAAUUUGUGAGUCGCUCUGGCUAAGAGCGUCUGCUAAAUGACGUUAAUGUGCCCUUGAGCAAGGCACUUAACCCUAAUUGCUCCUGUAAGUCGCUCUGGUUAAGAGCGUCUGCUAAAUGACUAAAAUGUAAAAAUGUAAAUGUAAUUAUAUUAAUUUGUGUGUUGUGCAUGUGCCCCCCCCCCCACUUCCCCAACAAGAAAAUGAAACAAUUUAUAAAGAUUUGAUCCCAAAGACAAGUGGACUGAUUGACACUUAGAAUGAACUUGCAGGGACUUUCUACAGUACUACUUCCUCAAGUUUCCUUUCUCUCUCUCUCUCACACACACACACACACACACACACACACACACACACACACACACACACACACACUUCAUUCCUUAAAGUAUUCAGUGAUCUGACAUAAAGCUUAAGCUAUAAGUAUAGCCUGCUUUCACCAUCUAAAUAAUGUCAGAUCAGUGAUUACCUUAAUGAUGGGGUAGGGGAUUCAUCACAAUCUUUAGAAGCAGGAUGUAAUACAUUUGAGUUCUGUCAUUGUUAAACAACCCCUAUCUCUCUCGAAAGCAGGUAGAAAGACAGAUGUCUCUACUAAUAGAUGUCCUGUCUGUGUUUUAUGGGUCAUGGGUGAAACCUCGCUAUAUGACAAAGUAGUAGCCACACACACCAUAUCUUAAGAUGCAACACAUUUUGCUACAGGCUACAGGAGAAAUCAAUCCUUUGGGUGGUUGGUGUGGAGCAGGUGGCCAAGUACACUCAUAUUUUAUGUGCCACUGGAAAACACACACACACACACUAUGUGUUUUGGCGAGCUGAACAAAUGUCUGGUGGCAUCAAUACACCUGUAUGACAGGUAGCAGGGUGACAGGCUCAGGGUUGGAUGCGUGUGGGAUGAGUGAGGUCACAAACCAUAACAAACAGGUUGGACUCCUUCCUACGUUCUGUGAAUAUCAUCAUCAGUAGGUGACAUCUGUAGGCAGGAUCAGCAAUUUUAUCACAAUGCUGCACUGUGUGUGUGUGUGUGUGUGUGUGUGUAGAUUGCAGUACUAUGUGGUCCCACAGGUUUGUUCCUGAUUCAGACCUAUUUAUAGAUCUCUCUUUGUAGUGGAUGGAUGCCAGGGCUGGAACCUGACUGACGAGGAAGCACUACACACACACACACACACACACACACACACACACGAACAAAGGCUAUUGUUGACAGACUAAUAGUAGUCUUUUUUUGGUGUGUUGAGGUGAACGAACAGGUCAACAGACCUUUAGGUUAUAAGGUUAUAACUAUACAACUAGAAGCCUGAAUCGGUCCAGUUUGAGAUGUUUUGGUCUUACUGCUGAUAGUUUUUAUUUCUUUGUUUUCAUUCUGAGGCCCCGUUUUAACAUAUUACACACAACACAUAACCAAAGAGUUGAAUGAGCUCACAUGCUUUUGGGUAUGAAAAACAGUAUACUAUGACAGCUCAGCUGUAAUAUCAAAUUUCUCAUACUCUUUCCCCAUUUUAGGAGAUGCUCUUAACCAGAAGAAUUGGGGUCAAGUGCUUUGCUCAAGGGUACAUCAACAGAUUCUUCACCUAGUUGGCUUGGGGAUUCGAACCAGCGUCCUUUCAGUUACUGGACCAAUGCUCUUAACCGCUAGGCUACCUGCCGCCAUUUCUUACCUCCUUCUUUCACCCUUCCCUCCCAUGUUUCAUCUCUCUCUAGGUGGAGGGGGAAAAGGCAGGAGUUGGAAAUGGAAAGAGAUGCUGCGAUUCCCUCACAUCAGCCAGUGUAUGGAGCUGGGCAAAACCAUCGGUCAGUGUGUGUGUGUGUGUGUGUGUGUGUGUGUGUGUGUGUGUGUGUGUGUGUGUGUGUGUGUGUGUGUGUGUGUGUGUGUGCGGUUCGUGUGUGUGAGAGUUUGUGUGUGUGUGUCUGUGCAUCAUGUUUUAUAUGUGUAAUGUGUGUGUUUCAGAGCGAGACUACUCCAGUCUGUGUGUGAAGCAGCCUAUCGGCAGACAACUAUUCCGUCUCUUCUGUCAGAGCAAACCUGAGCUGCGGCACUGCAACUCCCUAUUGGACGAAAUGGUAUGAUCCACUAUAGGCCUUAUUCACUAUGGAGGAGGUGGUAUGGUCCAUAUUGGGGGAAAUGAUCAGAUAUAAUUCUGCAAGCCGGUGUUACAGUACGCUCUGCUGAUAGACCGGUGUCAUAGCAAAGUGAUGUCAUAUUUCUGAAGGGUGUGUGUGUGUUUUGGGCACACAGCCAGGAAAGAAUUCUAGUAUGAUAACAUUCUUAGGAAUGUUAUGUUAAUGUAUUAAAAAAAUAAGUUAUGUCUACUGGGUUAAAAAAUAACUCUGUUAUUCAUAUCUCUCUCUAUGUAUUUCCUCAUUGGCCUGGACCAAUGCCUUGCUGAAGGUUAGUGACCUGGGUCGUUCAUGAAGAAUGAUCCAGCAAUCAGUGCCAGCUAAUAGACAGGGACAGGGACCGUCAAAAUGACAUCAUUCAUGUUGACAAAACAAGAAUUAUAAGUCCAGAAAUCUUUUCAUUUCUACAGGGGGAGUAUGAGGUGAAGUCAGAUGAGGAGAAGAGGAGUUUUGGCAUGCAAAUCAUUAACAGGUUCCUCAGUAGACAGGUACCGUCUUUACACACUCUCUCUCUCACACACAAACUAAAGGUUGAUUUCUCACUUGAGACUUUUGCAAGUUAAUUGUAUAUGUGUGUGUUCUCUUGCCAGUCAUCUGAGUGUGUACAGGUAGUAGAGCGCUAUGGUGAGAGGUGUAGAGAGAGUCUGGAGGAGCAGCACAGUAGAGACGUCUUCAUUGACUGCACAGAGUGAGUCUCUCUGCCCUUUACCCCAAUUUCCCUCAUCUUGCUCUCACCCUUCCCUCCCCUAUCUGUGAGGGAAUGUGUGUGCUGGGAAUUCACCUCCUCUUACUGUGUGAUUACAGUGACCUCCAUGAGUACCUGAGUGGUGUCCCCUUCCUUCAGUACCAGCAGAGCAUGUACUUUGACCGUUUCCUGCAGUGGAAGAUGGUAGAGAGGUCAGUGCAUAUGGACAUGUGUGCGUUUGACUGAAUAAUCAAACUAAGUGAGAUAUGACCACACAGUCACUGUGUAUUUCUCUCCCCCCAGACAGCCUGUUACCAAACACAUGUUUAGACAGUACAGGAUGCUGGGUAAGGGAGGCUUCGGGGAGGUAAGGCUGCUUUCACUGCACUCUUAGAAAAAAGGGUUCCAAAAGGGUUCUUCGGCUGUCCCCAUAUUCGGCUGUCCCCAUAGGAGGACGCUUUUUGGUUCCAGGUAAAAACCUUUUUGGUUUCAUGUAGAACCCUCUGUGUAAACGGUUCUUCAUGUAACCCAAAAGGGUUUUACCUGGAACCAAACAUGUUUAUUAGAAGGGUUAUCCUAUAGGGACAGGCGAAUAACCAUUUUAGGUUCUAGAUAGCACCUUUUUUCUAAGAGUGUGCAGACAAACAUGUUUUCACAACGUUUCUGAGAAAAAUCUCAAAUCAGAAAACAUUGACCCAACAUGUGUAACAACACAUUUGAUAGUGAGGAUUCAGCUCAUACAAUCUCCCCCUCUCUAUAUCCUUUUCUCCCUUCCUCCCUCCCCUCUCACCCAGGUGUGGGCAUUCCAGGCGCGAGCCUCUGGGAAGAUGUACGCGUGUAAGAAGCUGGAGAAGACUCACGUGAAGAAGAGAAGAGGAGAGGCUAUGGCCCUCAACGAGAAACAGAUACUAGAGACACUUAACAGCAGAUUUGUGGUAGGACUCUCUCUAUCUCUCUCUCGCUCUCUCUCCAUCCUCUUCUCUUUCUCUCCCUCCUUUUCUUUCAUUCUCUCUCUGUCGCUCUGUGUCCUCUCUUCCGCUGCAUCCUCCUCUAAUGCUGUGUCUUUCAUUCUCUCUCUGUCGCUCUGUGUCCUCUCUUCCGCUGCAUCCUCCUCUAAUGCUGUGUCUUUCAUUCUCUCUCUGUCGCUCUGUGUCCUCUCUUCCGCUGCAUCCUCCUCUAAUGCUGUGUCUUUCAUUCUCUCUCUGUCGCUCUGUGUCCUCUCUUCCGCUGCAUCCUCCUCUAAUGCUGUGUCUUUCAUUCUCUCUCUGUCGCUCUGUGUCCUCUCUUCCGCUGCAUCCUCCUCUAAUGCUGUGUCUUUCAUUCUCUCUCUGUCGCUCUGUGUCCUCUCUUCCGCUGCAUCCUCCUCUAAUGCUGUGUCUUUCAUUCUCUCUCUGUCGCUCUGUGUCCUCUCUUCCGCUGCAUCCUCCUCUAAUGCUGUGUCUUUCAUUCUCUCUCUGUCGCUCUGUGUCCUCUCUUCCGCUGCAUCCUCCUCUAAUGCUGUGUCUUUCAUUCUCUCUCUAGGUCAGUCUGGCGUAUGCGUAUGAAACCAAACAGUCUCUCUGUCUGGUGCUGACCAUAAUGAACGGAGGAGACCUGCGGUUCCACAUCUAUAACAUGGGUCCUCCAGGCCUGGAGCAGGACAGGGUCCAGUUCUAUGCUGCUGAGGUCUGCUGUGGUCUCCACCACCUCCAUCAGAGGCACAUUGUCUACAGGUCAGUAGACACUGACUCCAUCCUGAUUCUACACCCUUUUUAAAAGCAAAGGAUCGGUGUAAGCAUUGGCUGGAGGGAGUUUCCUCCAUUGUUAAAUCCAUGUGAGAAAGUGUUUGCACACUUUUUGCACACUUCUGGAAAAGGGUGAAGUCGUCUCAUGGAGUAUGCUAAAAUUGAUUAAUGUGACAUUGAAAAGGCAUUGUACUGAUUUCUGUUCUUUGUUUUAGGGAUCUAAAACCGGAGAACAUCCUUCUAGAUGACAACGGUAGGCACACUUUAAUGAUAUCACAAUCUAUGCAUGUGCUUCAGACCGAUAUCAUUCUUCCUUAUUCUUCACAUUCUAGCCAUGCAGGAUCUAUAGUGCCUUUAGAAAGUAUUCACACCCCUUGAUUUUUUCUACAUUUUGUUGCGUUACAAAGUGGGAUUAAAAUAAUUGUCAUUUGUUUGUCAACAAUAUACACAAAAUAAUGUUGAUUUUUAAAAUGUAUAUUAAUGGAAAAUAAAACACUUGAUUAUACAAGUAUUCAAUCCCCUGAGGCAAUACAUGUUACAAUCACCUUUGGGAGAAAUUACAGCUGUGAGUCUUUCUGGCUAACUCUUAAGAGCUUUGCACACCUGAAUUGUACAAUAUUUGCCCCUUAUUCUUUAAAAGAUUAUUCAAGCUCUGUCAAGUUGGUUGUUGAUCAUUGCUAGACAGCCAUUUUCAAAUCUUGCCAUAGAUUUUCAAGCCGAUUUAUGUCAAAACUGUAACUAAGCCACUCAGGAACAUUCAAUGUCGUCUUGGUAAGCAACUCCAGUGUAUAUUUGUCUCCCAGUGUCUGGUGGAAAGCAUACUGAACAAAUUUUCCUCUAGGAUUUUGCCUGUGCUUAGCACUAUUCCUUUCCAUUUAUUUGUAUCAUAAAAAAAUCCCUGGUCCUUGCCGAUGACAAGCAUACCAUAAAAUGAUGUAGCCACCACCAUGCUUGAAAAUAUGAAGAGUGGUACUCAGUGGUGUGUUGUUGGAUUUGCCCCAAACAUAACGCAUUGUAUUCAGGACAUAAAGUUCAUUUCUUUGCCACAUUUUUGGCAGUAUUACCUUAGUGUCUUAUUGCAAACAGGAUGCAUGUUUUGGAAUAUUUUGUAUAUUCUGUACAGGCUUACUUCUUUUCACUCUGUCAUUUAUGUUAGUAAUAUGGAGUAACUACAAUGUUGUUGAUCCAUCCUCAGUUAUCUCCUAUCAUAGCCAUUAAACUCUAAGUGUUUUAAAAUCACCAUUGGCCUCAUGGUGAAAUCCCUGAGCGGUUUCCUUCCUCUACGGCAACUGAGUUAGGAAGGGUGCCUGUAAUAACUGCACCAUGCUCAAAGGGAUAUUCAAUGUCAGCUUUUUUUUUCUUUACCCAUGUACCAACAGUUGCCUUUCUUUGCGAACCAUUGGAAAACCUCACUGGCCUUUGUGGUUGAAUCUGUGCUUGAAAUUCACUGCGACUGAGGGACCUUACAGAUAAUUGUAUGUGUGGGGUACAGAGAUGGCGUAGUCAUUUAAAAAUCAUGUUAAAACACUAUUAUUGCACAGAGUGAGUCCAUGCAACUUAUUAUUAUCAACCACAUUUUCACUCCUGAACUUAUUUAGGCUUGCCAUAACAACAGGGUUGAAUAGUUAUUGACUGAAGAGAUUUCAGCUUUUCAUUUUUGACAUUAUUGGAUACUGUGUAUAGAUCAGUGACACUAAAUCUCAAUUUAAUCUAUUUUAAAUUCAUGCUGUAACCCAACAACAUGUGGAAAAAGUAAAGGGGUGUGAAUACUUUCUAAAGGCACUGUAGUUUCCCUAAGAAGGAUAUCCUGGUGAUGAAAUGUAAGAUUUGAUUUUCUAACAAUCACAAACAUGGGCGGUUGGUCUUUCAGGAAGUGAAUUAACGGUGUGUGACAACCAGGUCUAGUCUAUAUUUAGAUCACCUUACUGGUAUCUAUUCCAAGCUUGGCAGCGUGUUUGGAAACUUGGAAACACAUGUAGACGAUACCAAGCAUACCACUGUAACUAGUAACUAUCUCACAGGAUAUACACACAUCAGUGGUGGUCGGUGCCAUUUAAGAUGAGGAAGUUUUUUUCUUCUUCUCAUCAGCAUGUGCAUAUUUCUAUUACAGCAUAGGAUGACUGUCGUUCAUAUUCCAUUCACCCAGUUCAAUGUAACAUCGAUAGGUUUAGGCUACUACAUGACACUAUAAUUUUCCCAAUACACAUCAUGAGGUUGCUACAACCUAGCCUAUUUAUAAACAUUUACAACGUAGGUGCAUACAGGUCGAGAGAACAUUUUGAGGUGACAGACAUUGACACAUGAACAGACAGUGAAAAAACCUUUCCAAGCCAAACCAUAUCAUAACCACUACACACUGCCUACAUCGUUGUCACCAUAUUAGCUAAAGUAAUGUCAUAGUUAACAUAGCUAAUAGAACUAACGCGUUAGUAAACCCGUUACAAUCAUGCCGUAACGUUACAGUGUAGUCAGUAAGCAGUUCAAUAUGCAGUUUAGCAGUUACACCGGCGGGCCCGGUGGCAAUAAAGUAGUCAAACCAAAAGCUUACCUUGACUUGGAAGAAUUCCAGUGUUGUGUUGGAUAGUCAUAGCCAGCUAACUAACAUAGCAUCCCUCUGUUUGAGCCAGGUGUUUGAGUAGGCUAAACUAGCUUGCUAGCUGCAUUUGCUAGCUAAGUAGCUAAGUGAAAGUGAAAAAUGACAAAAUAUAGCUCUCUCUCUAUCUCUCUUUGCUUCUCCUUUAUUUUUGAAGAAAUUAAUUUGUUCAAAACUAUUGUCUUUCUCUUUGAGUCAACUACUCACCACAUUUUAUGCACUGCAGUGCUAACUAGCUGUAGCUUAUGCUUUCAGUGCUAGAUUCAUUCUCUGAUCCUUUGAUUGGGUGGACAACAUGUCAGUUCAUGCUGCAAGAGCUCUGAUAGGCUGGAGGACGUCCUCCAGAAGUUGUCAUAAUUACUGUGUAAGUCUAUGGAAGUGGGUGAGAACCAUGAUCCUCCUAGGUUUUGUAUUGAAGUCAAUGUACCCAGAGGAGGACGGAAGCUAGCUGUCCUCCGGCUACACUACAGAGUGUUGUUGAGGCUACUGUAGACCUUCAUUGCAAAACAGUGUGUUUUCAUUAUUUGGUGACGUUAAUAUAUUAAGUAUAGUUUUAUCUAAAAAGGAUAACUUUAAUGUUUUACUAUUUUUAUUAAAUUCACUGAAGAGGAUGGUCCUCCCCUUCCUCCUCUGAGGAGCCUCCACUGACACACACACACACACACACUGCCACUGUCACGUCACCUGCCAGAACCAUCCUACUCCUUCUGCUCAUGUAUCUUAUUUGUGUUCCAUGAUAGAUGUUUUCCAUGACAGGAUUUUCAUCAAUCUAUUACGUGACAUUUUCCACGAGUGAAAAUCUCUUGAAAAUGUGUGGCUACCCUAUGUUGUAUGAUGUAUCCACUGAUCCCCCACCCCUCUUCACCUGUCCCAGGGCACAUCCGUAUCUCAGAUCUGGGCCUGGCGGUGAAGCUAUCUGAGGGGGAUCUGGUACGAGGCAGGGUGGGCACCCUGGGCUACAUGGGUACGUGGCUUUAACCUACUGUACACUUUUAGGUGUUCUACAUUUUACAUUUUAGUCAUUUAGCAGACGCUCUUAUCCAGAGCGACUUACAGUUAGUUAGUGCAUACAUUAUUUUUUUCAUACUGGCCCCCCGUGGGAAUCGAACCCACAACCCUGGCGUUGCAAACGCCAUGCUCUACCAACUGAGCUACAUCCCUGCCGGCCAUUCCCUCCCCUACCCUGGACGACGCUGGGCCAAUACACAGAUGCAGGGUGUAUGAAAGAUCAUGAGAAUACUUGCACACUGUUUAGAUUAUCCACGGUGGUCAAAAUGUUGUGACGUGUUUGCCAUCAUGAGAAGUUUUUUUUUACAUCACAGUUUACCUCCAGAUGUUGUACUAUCACUGAGCUUCAUUAAAUAUAUAAUUUGGGAGCAACAACAAACAGUGAACUGACAUUUCCAAACCCCUCCCUCUUCCCAUCAGCUCCAGAGGUGAUUAGCCACGAGUACUAUGGGAUCAGCCCUGAUUGGUGGGGCCUGGGCUGCCUUGUGUACGAAAUGACAGCAGGACGGUCCCCGUUCAAGGGAAAAGGGGAGCGAUUGAUGGGAAAGGAGAUGGAGAGAAGGAUACAGGAGGAGGAGGAGGAGUACGGGAAGAUAUUUAGCAACGAGACAAAAGACUUAUGUCGCUCGGUAAGACUAGAGUUUUGCUCUGAUUUGACCUCAGACCUGUCAACAAGCAAAUUCUGUUCUACAUUGUAACUGCAUGGAUGUGCUCUCGUCUCCCCCCCUCUUUCUCUCUUCUUCCCUCUUUCCCUCACUCUCUCUCUUAUCCUUCUUUUUCCAUCGCUCACUCUCUCAGCUGUUGAACAAAGACCCGAGACAUAGGCUGGGGUGUCAGGGGAGUGGGGUGUAUGGGGUUAAGUCCCAUCCCUUCUUCAGAACUAUCAACUUCAGGAGGCUGGAGGCCGGAGUCAUUGAGCCACCCUUCAAACCAGAUGUAAAUACCCUAACUCAAAUCAAAUGUUAUUUGUCACAUGCUUUGUAAACAGGUGUAGACUAACAGUGAAACGCUUACUUACGGGCCCUUCCCAACAAUGCAGAGAAAUAAUAGACAAAUAAUAACAAGGAAUGAAUACACAAUGAGCAACGAUAACUUGGCUAUAUAGACUGGGUACUAGUACCGCGUCCAUGUGUAGGGGUACAAGGUAGAAAUGUACAUAUAGGUAGGGAUAAAGUAACUAGGCAGCAGGAUAAAUAAUAAGCAGUAGCAGCAGCGUAUGUGAUGAGUCAAAAGAGUUAGUGCAAAUGUGGGUCAAUGCAGAUAGUCCGGGUAGCCAUUUGGUUAACUAUUUAGCAGUCUUAUGGCUUGAAGGUAGAAGCUGUUCAGGGUCCUGUUGGUUCCAGACUUGGUGCAUCGGCACCACUUGCUAACUCUAACCGCUAUAAUCUGUAAAACUGCAAUUCAAUUGAUAUAAUAUGGAAUACUAGAUGUUUUAGUAAGUAAGAAUACUUCUCCCUCCCUCUGUCCUCUCCAUCUUUCCGCCCCCCUUCACUCUCUCCAGCCCAGAGCGGUGUACUGCCAGGAUGUUCAGGACAUUGAUGAGUUCUCCACAGUAAAAGGAGUCAUUUUGGAGAGGAAAGACAACGACUUCUACAUAAAGUUCAAAACAGGCGCCGUGGCCAUACCCUGGCAGACAGAGGUCAAUACAAUUUGCAGAUUAUUACAUUUGAUUUAGUUCUGUUAAAUUCAAUUACAUUAAAUUCAUUUCAAUAAAAUGUUAUUGUAUUGGUAGCAAUUUGAGGUUAGGUAUGGUCAUAGGCUAAUUGAGAUGACUAACUCCUAACCCUCACUCUCCCCCUUGCUCUCGUUCUCUCUCAUAGAUGAUAGAGAUGGGUUGUUUCAAGGAGCUGAAUGUGUUCGGGCCUCAGGGUUCCAGACCUCCUGACCUGGACUGGACCCACACCCCUGCCCCAGAGAGCCCCAAACGCAGUCUGCUGGACCGCAUCUUCCGCAGACACGUAGGACACACACACAUGUUGAUGGUUGGGCUUCCUAAUGGCUCACUCAACCCCUCUCACCACUGCAACUUUAGUUGUAAAUGAGAACAUUCUCUCACUCAGUUUACCUAGUGUAGAGUAAAAUUAAUAGAUAAUGAUUUUCUGUGUUGUUGUGUUUGCAGCAUGCAGAGGAGUCGGGCAGCAACAGACACAACUCAGACAGCAGACCCAUGGACUCAGCUGGCCUGCUCAGCACUACAUUAUAGUGGUGGAGGCACAGCACUACAGCCAAUGGAAUAAAGCCAAAGCUGAAACAGAGACAAAGAGUGACAGGGCCAUACCAUCUAUCGUUCACCAGCUCAGGCCAAAAGAGACCACCCCCAUACUAUCAUCCAGAGUUGCUCAUCUUAUUUCUGCAUGAGUCAGAUCAGAGGGAACCUCAGCGAAGACACAUGUUCUGAUUUUGUACCUGUGUGUUUAUGUAACCUUGAAAACAAAUCUUUACUUUAUUAAAACCAGCAUGAAUGUAAAACAAAAGUAGCUUGAGACCAAACGACUUGGUAAAACGUUAAUAUUUCACAUCUUUAACCAGGUUUCCAUCCAAACUUUUUAUGCACGUAAAGUACGUCGGAUAAAAAAUGUCACGUCAGGCCUGAUGGAAACAGCAAAUGUCUGUAAACUUGGCAAAUAUCGCCAAAACAAAAUACAUUAGACAAGGUGGGAUCUUUUUGUGUCUGUUAAAAUAAUUAUGAGAGAACUUGCGGUGGAAAAGCUUUUAUGGGCAAAUAUUGAUAUAAUAACCAUCAUAUCGAAGUAAACUUGGAGUCACGCGAUGACAUGUUGUGUGGUCCUAACACUACGACUCGGAAGACAUGCAGUUUAUUAGGCUACAGAUUAAAUAAAUAAUGAUGAACUUCACAGGGUGGUGAAAGUGCAAGGUGAUGCGCUUAAUGCUUCUUUCCAAUAAAUAUCGAGGGUCUUAUUCUGGUGACAUGAUUAUCGAAGCAUGCCAUUUGACAAAUUAAAAAUAAUCUCAUGUAGACUGUACCCGCACUGUAUCUGCGAGCUGCUGACUAGAGCGCACAUGUCAAUACCUGAGUGGGCACAUUCGCUAUGUAACGCAAAUUGUUUUGUGACAAAACCAUCAGUAGAGUUGAAAAUGCUUCUUUUUUUUUUUCGGUACAUGGGAAUUUAACCGCAAAAGUUAUUUUUAUGUGUACUACUUCGUCACGCAAAGACUAAUUCGCAACCAGUCAAUUUGUUGGAAACACGUCUCUCGUGGGAAAAUGCGCAUAUUUAUGCGGAUUUUAGAAUAUUUGCAUGAAGAUCUGUGGCCAAUAGUAUGGAAACCUAGUUUAUGAGACCAGCUGGCAGGUAAAUGAACAAAAACAGAAUCUGUUCAUAUGCUUGAAUAAAUAAUAUCUGUAACUAAGAAUAUCUGGGGUGUUUCACAAAAAUGGAUAAUGAAUUUGAAACUUGUCCAUACAUAUAUGAUUGUACAGUGCUGGAACACCUAAACUGCUUCAUUCACCAAAAAGAGUUGAUAAGAAAAAGCAAGUUCACUGUCAACUGACACCAAAGUCUCAUUUUGAUCACACACAUCUUGUUCAAUAGAAGGGUGCAGUUUAUUUAAGUUACAUUUUACAUUUUAGUAAUUUAGCAGACGCUCUUAUCCAGAGCGACUUACAAUUAGUGAGUGCAUACAUUUUUCAUACUGGCCCCCCGUGGGAAUGACAAUAAUGUUUAAGGGACUCCACAAAGAGACCACAAAGUGUCGAUGUUCAGGUCGACAUCAACCCACCAAUAAAUGCUGGAAUGGACUCCUCCAUGCCUGUCCGAACACUCAACUGGCCGUCUGUGUGUGUGUGUUUAUCCUUCCCAGGGCGGGCUACGUCGCCCGUCCACGUCUGUCUCUACAUGAUACAGCAUGUCAGCCAGUGUGUGUUCGAUCACCGCUCCCCAGCCCAUAUCACUCAUCUGGAGACACAAACACACACCAAUCAAUCAAAUCUACAACCUCAGUGACAUCAAAACUACAAGCAUCUCUAUUGCUUGUCUAAUAAAAUAAAAAUAAAGUAUAUGUACAGUGCCUUCAGGAAGUAUUCAUACCCCUUGACUUAUUCCACGUGUUACAGCCUGAAUUCAAAACUAAUUCGUUUGAUGUUUUUCUCUCACCCAUCUACACUCAAUACCCCAUAAUGACAAAGUGAAAACAUGUUUUUAGAAAUCUUUGCAAAUUUAUUUCAAAUUAAAUACAUACAUCUCAUUUACAUAAGUAUUCACAGCCCUGAGUCAAUACUUUGUAGAAACACCUUCGGCAGUGAUUACAGCUGUAAGUCUUUCUGGGUAAGUCUAAGAGCUUUCCACACCUGGAUUGUGCAACAUUUGCCCAUUAUUCUUUUCAAAAUCCUUCAAGCUCUGUCAAAUUGGUUGUUGGUCAUUGCUAGAGAACCAUUUUCAGGUCUUGCCAUAGAUUUAAGUAGAUUUAAGUCAAAACUUACUCUACCACUCAGGAACAUUCACUGUCUUCUUGGUAAGCAACACCAGUGUAGAUUUGGCCUUGUGUUUUAGGUUACUGUCCUACUGAAAGGUGAAAUCUCCUAAAUGUCUGGUGGAAAGCAGACAACCAGGUUUUCCUUUAGGAUUUUGCCUGUGCUUAGCUCCAUUCCAUUUAUUUAUUUCCUGAAAAACUCCCCAGUCCUUAACGAUUACAAGCAUACCCAUAAUAUGAUGCAGCCACCACUAUGCUUGAAAAUAUGGAGAAUGGUACUCAGUAAUGUGUUGUAUUGGAUUUGCCCGAAGCAUAACACUUUGUAUUCAGGACAAAAAGUUCAUUACUUUGCCACAUUUUUUGCAGUAUUACUUUAGUGAAAUCCCCUCUGGCAAGUGAGUUAGGAAGGACGCCUGUAUCUUUGUAGUGACGGUGUAUUGAUACACCAUCCAAAGUAUAAUUAAUAACUUCAUCAUGCUCAAAGGGCUAUUCCGUGUCUAUUUUAACCAUUCUACCAUUAGGUGCCCUUUGCGAGCAUUGGAAAACUUCCCAGGUCUUUGUUGUUAAAUCUGUGUUUGAAAUUCACUGCCCGACUGAGGGACCUUCCAGAUAAUUGCAUGUGUGAGGUACAGAGAUGAGGUAGUCAUUCAAAAAUCAUGUUAAACACUAUUAUUGCACAUUGAGUGAGUCCAUGCAAUUUAUUUUGCGACUUGUUAUACACAUGUUUACUCCUGAACUUUAGGCUUGCCAUAACAAAGGCAUUGAAUAGUUAUUGACUCAAGACAUUUCAGCUUUUCAUUUUAAAUUAAUUUGUAAAAGUUUAGAAAAACAUAAUUUCACUUUAACACUAUGGGGUAUUGUGUGUAGGCAAGUGACAAAAAAAUCUCUAUUUAAACCAUUUAAAAUUCAGGCAGUAACAAAUAAAAAUGGAAAAAGUCAAGGACUUUCUGAACGCACUGUAUAUGUGUGUGUGUGUGUACUCACUGGCUGGUACUUGAUGUCUUUUGGAGGGUGUUUGAAAAGUGGUCCAAAGUUAACCGAAACCUGGGUGAAAAGAGGGAUAAUCAUCACAACGUGAUUAAAAAGGAUUGGGCAUCCUUGGAGUAGAUACUGCUAUAUAUCACAGCACAAUAAACCUCUGGGGCAUUGUAUUACUUACGGUGCUGUGGAGGGAGAUGGACGGAAAAUAUAACCCUUCAAACAGACACACACACACACAAACACACACACACUACUAACCGUGCAGCCCCGGUAAAGAGAGAUGGCAGGGAAGUAGAGCCCCUCAAACAGAUUUUCAUAGGCCAGACCCAGGUUCACACCAUUCUUAUAGAACAGCAUCUGGAGAGGAGGGGAGAACAAAGGUAUCAACAAAUGGAAAUGCCAAUCCUAUAUCUAUUAUGUCAACAACAUGUAUGAUAAGGACAACCAAUAGGAAUCAUAAGAAAUUGGCAGUGCAUUCUGAGAUAAUCCCCAUUGCUUUAAAUGUGAAUGUCUGAUCUAUUGGUUGUAGUUCUAUGCUGGAGCAUCACCCUGCUGGGGGUAACAGUCUUCAGGCUCUUCUCUGCCUUGUCCACAUAGUCCUUCUCCUCAAAGUACAGGUAACUCUUAAACUUAAUCAGCGCCUAAGAGAACACACAGGGAUGAGAGGUCAAGUCUCAUAACUACAACAGAGAGUGGAUGCCUGCUACUUCCUAUUCUCAGUUACACAUUAAUCAACACUAGUAUUUGAAAAAUAUAUUAGAAAAAGUACCUUGUCCUUGUAAGUGUCCGGCAGUGCCUUUGCAGUCUCAGUGCCGUCUGGUAGUUCUAUGAAGAAGCCCAGAGUGUCUCCCUGUCCGUAGCCUGAGGAGUAGUGUUUCCCUACAGACUGGUGGAAACGUGUCCCCUUCUUACUGCGCCAUGAGUAGCUGAACUUAUCAUAGCCCAGAGGGGCCUGCAGGUUACCUACAACACACACACACAAGUUAUUACAUAUGCUGUCUCCAUGUGUGUAUGGUCGUUUGCUUAUGCGCGUGUGUGUGUGUGUGCACUUGCGUGGUACUAACCUAGAGGCUGAGACCAGCCCAGUCUGGCUGCGGUGUCCGGGGGCAUCUCAUCGAUGGAGACCUCAAAGUACCAUGAUCCUUUCCUGACACCAUGGGAGGCUCUGACCAUGGAGUAACCCUUCUCCCCUGUCACUGUCAGACGGUCAUCUGAGAUCUUCAGCUGGGGGGCUGCAGACAUACAGUACCAGUCAAAAGUUUGGACACACCUACAUUCAAGGGUUUUUCUUUAUUUUUACUAUUUUCUACAUUGUAGAAUAAUAGUGAAGACAUCAAAACUAUUAAAAGAACACAUAUGGAAUCAUGUAGUAACCAAAAAAGUGUUAAACAAAUCAAAAUAUAUUUUAGUCUUCAAAGUAGCCACCUUGAUGACAGCUUUGCACACUCUUGACAUUCUCUCAACCAGCUUCACCUGGAAUGCUUUUCCAGUCUUGAAGGAGUUCCCACAUAUGCUGUGCACUUGUUAGCUGCUUUUCCUUCACUCUGUGGUUCAACUCAUCCCAAACCAUCUCAAUUGGGUUGAGGUCGGGUGAUUGUGGAGGCCAGGUCAUCUGAUGCAGCACUCCAUCACUCUCCUUCUUGGUCAAAUAGCCCUUACACAGCCUGGAGGUGUGUUGGGUCAUUGUCCUGUUGAAAAACAAAUGAUAGUCCCACUAAGCCCAAACGAGAUGGGAUGGCGUAUCACUGCAGAAUGCUGUGGUAGCCAUGCUAGUUAAGUGUGCCUUGAAUCUAAAUAGAUCACAGACAGUGUCACCAGCAAAGCACCCCCACACCAUCACACCUCCUCCACCAUGCUUCACGGUGGGAACCACAUAUGCGGAGAUCAUCCGUUCACCUACUCUGCGUCUCACAAAGACACGGAACCAAAAAUCUCAAAUUGGACUCAUCAGACCAAAAGGACAGAUUUCCACCGGUCUAAUGUCCAUUGCGCGUGUUUCUUGGCAGCAAUUUGACCAUGAAGGCCUGAUUCACAGUCUCCUCUGAACAGUUGAUGUUGAGAUGUGUUUGUUACUUGAACUCUGUGAAGGAUUUAUUUGGACUGCAAUCCAAGGUGCAGUUAACUCUAAUGAACUUAUCCCCUGCAGCAGAGGUAACUCUGGGUCUUCCUUUCCUGUGGCGGUCCUCAUGAGAGCCAGUUUCAUCACAGCGCUUGAUGGUUUUUGAGACUGCACUUGAAAAACCUUUCAAAGUUCUUGAAAUGUUCCAUAUUGACUGACCUUCAUAUCUUAAAGUAAUGAUGGUCUGUCGUUUCUCUUUGCUUAAUUGAGCUGUUCUUGCCAUAAUAUGGAGUUCUGUAUACCCCCCUACCUUGUCACAACGCAACUGAUUGACUCAAACGCAUUAAGGAAAGAAAUUCCACAGAUUAAUUUUUAAUAAGGCCCACCUGUUAAUUGAAAUGCAUUCCAGGUGACUACCUCAUGAAGCUGGUUGAGAGAAUGCCAAGAGUGUGCAAAGCUGUCAUCAAGGUGGCUACUUUGAAGAAUCUCAAAUAUAAAAUAGAUUUUGAUUUGUUUAACACUUUUUUGGUUAAUACAUGAUUCCAUACAGUGGGGAAAAAAGUAUUUAGUCAGCCACCAAUUGUGCAAGUUCUCCCACUUAAAAAGAUGAGAGAGGCCUGUAAUUUUCAUCAUAGGUACACGUCAACUAUGACAGACAAAUUGAGAGAAAAAAAUCCUGAAAAUCACAUUGUAGGAUUUUUAAUGAAUUUAUUUGCAAAUUAUGGUGGAAAAUAAGUAUUUGGUCAAUAACAAAUGUUUCUCAAUACUUUGUUAUAUACCCUUUGUUGGCAAUGACACAGGUCAAACGUUUUCUGUAAGUCUUCACAAGGUUUUCACACACUGUUGCUGGUAUUUUGGCCCAUUCCUCCAUGCAGAUCUCCUCUAGAGCAGUGAUGUUUUGGGGCUGUCGCUGGGCAACAUGGACUUUCAACUCCCUCCAAAGAUUUUCUAUGGGGUUGAGAUCUGGAGACUGGCUAGGCCACUCCAGGACCUUGAAAUGCUUCUUACGAAGCCAUUCCUUUGUUGCCCGGGCGGUGUGUUUGGGAUCAUUGUCAUGCUGAAAGACCCAGCCAGGUUUCAUCUUCAUGGAAGGAGGUUUUCACUCAAAAUCUCACGAUACAUGGCCCCAUUCAUUCUUUCCUUUACACGGAUCAGUCGUCCUGGUCCCUUUGCUGAAAAACAGCCCCAAAGCAUGAUGUUUCCACCCCCAUGCUUCACAGUAGGUAUGGUGUUCUUUGGAUGGAUAGCAUUCUUUGUCCUCCAAACACGACGAGUUGAGUUUUUACCAAAAAGUUAUAUUUUGGUUUCAUCUGACCAUAUGACAUUCUCCCAAUCCUCUUCUGGAUCAUCCAAAUGCACUCUAGCAAACUUCAGACGGGCCUGGACAUGUACUGGCUUAAGCAGGGGGACACGUCUGGCACUGCAGGAUUUGAGUCCCUGGCGGCGUAGUGUGUUACUGAUGGUAGGCUUUGUUACUUUGGUCCCAGCUCUCUGCAGGUCAUUCACUAGGUCCCCCCGUGUGGUUCUGGGAUUUUUGCUCACCGUUCUUGUGAUCAUUUUGACCCCACGGGGUGAGAUCUUGCGUGGAGCCCCAGAUCGAGGGAGAUUAUCAGUGGUCUUGUAUGUCUUCCAUUUCUUAAUAAUUGCUCCCACAGUUGAUUUCUUCAAACCAAGCUGCUUACCUAUUGCAGAUUCAGUCUUCGCAGCCUGGUGCAGGUCUACAAUUUUGUUUCUGGUGUCCUUUGACAGCUCUUUGGUCUUGGCCAUAGUGGAGUUUGGAGUGUGACUGUUUGAGGUUGUGGACAGGUGUCUUUUAUACUGAUAACAAGUUCAAACAGGUGCCAUUAAUACAGGUAACGAGUGGAGGACAGAGGAGCCUCUUAAAGAAGAAGUUACAGGUCUGUGAGAGCCAGAAAUCUUGCUUGUUUGUAGGUGAACAAAUACUUAUUUUCCACCAUAAUUUGCAAAUAAAUUCAUUAAAAAUCCUACAAUGUGAUUUUCAGGAUUUUUUUCUCUCAAUUUGUCUGUCAUAGUUGACGUGUACCUAUGAUGAAAAUUACAGGCCUCUCAUCUUCUUAAGUGGGAGAACUUGCACAAUUGGUGGCUGACUAAAUCUUUUUUUUCCCCACUGUAUGUGUUAUUCUACAAUGUAGGAAAUAGUACAAAUAAAGAAAAACCCUGGAAUGAGUAGGUGUAUCCAAACUUUUGACUGGUACUGUAUAUAUAUAUACACACACACACACACACACACACACACGCACGCACGCACACAGACAGAAUUCUGAGAGAAUGUGAUAUUCAACAUUACUGGGUAAAGCUAAACAUGAGAAGCCCAUCUCCACUACACUACAGUAGGAUUUCCUGUGUGUGUACCUCUGUCGUGCAGGGCUAGCAGUACUCUCUCGUAGAGACAGGCUCUGUAGAGGUCUCCAGGGAUGGGUUUCCCAGCCCAGCAGUCCAGCUCCAGUUUCUCUGGGUCGGGGGCGUGAGGGUCCGGCUCUGCUAGGAUGUAGCGGUAGCCAUCUUUGUUGAAGGGGUGCUCCAGGGGGUAGCCAUGGGGAGGAAGACGCUGGGCCGAGAACAGAGGGUCACUACAGAGGGAGAGAAAGGAAAAUGGGAGAAACAGACUCCAUGAGGGUGGUAUGAGGGCCCGACGUCCACAGGUGGGGGUUGUGCUUACAGCCCAACACCGUGCAGGACGUUUGGCAUUUGCCAGAGAACACCAAGAUUGGCAAAUUCGCCACUGUCGCCAUGUGCUCUUCACAGAUGAAAGCAGGUUCACACUGAGCACAUGUGACAGACGUGACAGAGUCUGGAGACGCCGUGGAGAACGUUCUGCUGCCUGCAACAUCCUCCAGCAUGACCGGUUUGGCGGUGGGUCAGUCAUGGUGUGGGGUGGCAUUUCUUUGGGGGGCCGCACAGCCCUCCAUGUGCUCGCCAGAGGUAGCCUGACUGCCAUUAGGUACCGAGAUGAGAUCCUCAGACCCCUUGUGAGACUAAAUGCUGGUGCGGUUGGCCCUGGGUUCCUCCUAAUGCAAGACAAUGCUAGACCUCAUGUGGCUGGAGACCUGCCCGUUCCCCAGACCUGAAUCCAAUUGAGCAUAUCUGGGACAUCAUGUCUCGCUCCAUCCACCAACGCCACGUUGCACCACAGACUGUCCAGGAGUUGGCGGAUGCUUUAGUCCAGGUCUGGGAGGAGAUCCCUCAGGAGACCAUCCGCCACCUCAUCAGGAGCAUGCCCAGGCGUUGUAGGGAGGUCAUACAGGCACGUGGAGGCCACACACACUACUGAGCCUCAUGUUGACUUGUUUUAAGGACAUUACAUCAACGUUGGAUCAGCCUGUAGUGUGGUUUUCCACUUUAAUUUUGAGGGUGACUCCAAAUCCAGACCUCCAUGGGUUGAUACAUUUGAUUUCCAUUGAUAAUUUUUGUGUGAUUUUGUUGUCAGCACAUUCAACUAUGUAAAGAAAAAAGUAUUUAAUAAGAUGAUUUCAUUCAUUCAGAUCUAGGAUGUGUUAUUUUAGUGUUCCCUUUCUUUUUUUGAGCAGUGUAUAUUGCUCUUGAAAAAUAAGAGACCACUGCAAAAUUAUCCGUUUCUCUGGUUUUACUAUUUAUAGGUAUGUUUUUGGGUAAAAAUAACAUUUUUGUUUUAUUCUAUAAACUACUGACAACAUUUCUCCCAAAUUCCAAAUAAAAAUAUUGUCAUUUAGAGCAUUUAUUUGCAGAAAAUGACAACUGGUCAAAAUAACAAAAAAGAUGCAGUGUUGUCAGACCUCGAAUAAUGCAAAGAAAAUAAAUUCAUGUUCAUUUUUAAACAACGCAAUACUAAUGUUUUAACUUAGGAAGUGUUCAGAAAUCAAUAACCCUGAUUUUCAAUCACAGCUUUCAUGCGUCUUGGCAUGUUCUCCACCAGUCUUUCACAUUGAUGUUGGGUGACUUUAUGCCACUCCUGGCGCAAAAAUUCAAUUCAGUGGUUUUUAUACUUUUCCUCGUUAAAUAAGAUUUGGUUCAGGUGAUCACCUAAUCAGUACCUAAUUCUGUAGAAUGAGGUGUGCCUGUGUUGGAAUUCAACAGACACUGGAAUGGAUUGGCUGUCAUACAUGUAGAGAUGCUGAUUUAAGAAACAUUUGCAGUGGUCUAUUAAUUUUUUCCAGAGAUGUAUAUACAGUUGAAGUCAGAAGUUUACGUACACUUAGGUUGGAGUCAUUAAAACUUGUUUUUCAACCACUCCACAAAUUUCUUGUUAACAAACUAUAGUUUUGGCAAGUCGGUUAGGACAUCUACUUUGUGCAUGACACGUAUUUUUUCCAACAAUUGUUUACAGACAGAUUAUUUCACUUAUAAUUCACUGUAUCACAAUUCUAGUGGGUCAGAAGUUUACAUACACUAAGUUGACUGUGCCUUUAAACAGUUUGGAAAAUUCCAGAAAAUGAUGUCAUGGCUUUAGAAGCUUCUGAUAAAUGAUGUCAAUUAGCCUGAGUCAAUUGGAAGUGUACCUGUGGAUGUAUUUCAAGGCCUACCUUUAAACUCAGUGCCUCUUUGCUUGACAUCAUAGGAAAAUCAAAAGAAAUCAGGCAAGACCUCAGAAAUGUUUUUGUAGACUUCCACAAGUCUGGUUCAUCAUUGGGAGCAAUUUCCAAACGCCUGAAGGUACCACGUUCAUCUGUACAAACAAUAGUCUUCAAGUAUAAAUACCAUGGGACCACGCAGCCGUCAUACCACUCAGGAAGGAGACGCGUUCUGUCUCCUAGAGAUGAACGUACUUUGGUGCGAAAAGCGCAAAUCAAUCCCAGAACAACAGCAAAGGACCUUGUGAAGAUGCUGGAGGAAACAGGUACAAAAGUAUCUAUAUCCACAGUAAAACAAGUCCUAUAUCGACAUAACCUGAAAGGCCGCUCAGCAAGGAAGAAGCCACUGCUCCAAAACCGCAAUAAAAAAAGCCAGACUACGGUUUGCAACUGCACAUGGGGACAAAGAUCGUACUUUUUGGAGAAAUGUCCUCUGGUCUGAUGAAACAAAAAUAGAACUGUUUGGCCAUAAUGACCAUCGUUAUGCUUGGAGGAAAAAGGGGGUUGCUUGCAAGCCGAAGAACACCAUCCCAACCAUGAAGCACAGGGGUGGCAGCAUCAUGCUGUGGGGGUGAUUUGCUGCAGGAGGGACUGGUGCACUUCACAAAAUAGAUAGCAUCAUGAGGAAGGAAAAUUAUGUGGAUAUAUUGAAGCAACAUCUCAAGACAUCAGUCAGGAAGUUAAAGCUUGGUCGUAAAUGGGUCUUCCAAAUGGACAAUGACCCCAAGCAUACUUCCAAAGUUGUGGCAAAAUAGCUUAAGGACAACAAAGUCAAGGUAUUGGAGUGGCCAUCACAAAGCCCUGACCUCAAUCCUAUAGAACAUUUGUGGGCAGAACUGAAAAAGCGUGUGCGAGCAAGGAGGCCUACAAACCUGACUCAGUUACACCAGCUCUGUCAGGAGGAAUGGGCUAAAACUCACCCAACUUAUUGUGGGAAGCUUGUGGAAGGCUACCCGAAACAUUUGACCCAAGUUAAACAAUUUAAAGGCAAUGCUACCAAAUACUAAUUGAGUGUAUGUAAACUUCUGACCCACUGGGAAUGUGAUGAAAGAAAUAAAAGCAGAAAAUAAAUCACUCUACUAUUAUUUCACAUUCUUAAAAUAAAGUGGUGAUCCUAACUGACCUAAGACAGGGAAUUUUUACUAGGAUUAAAUGUCAGGAAUUGUGAAAAACUGAGUUUAAAUGUAUUUGGCUAAGGUGUAUGUAAACUUCCGACUUCAACUGUAUAUAUAGGGUAUAAUGUGUAUAUUUACGUUGUAUAUACAGGGCGCAUUUGUAAAAGAGACCUAGGUCUCAAUAUGUCUUCCCUGUUAAAAUAAAGGUGAAAAAAGUUCUCAGACCUAUAAGAACACUAAGGACAUGUUUUAAUCUGUGUUGUACCUGCGUGUUCUCUUAGCUGCUCCGGCUGUGGCUCCCUCCUGUUGCUGCUGCUGCUGCUUACGCUUGGCUCCUCUACCUUUACCUGGGCCAGGGGCCAGACCACCUUCACACAACACACACACAGGUUACACUAUAGAACACACACACUUUCAGCACUAUCAAAAAGUCACCUAAGAGGUACAAGCGUGAAUUGAGCAGGGAGGGACACCACAUAAACUCAGCAAAAAAAGAAACGUCCUCUCACUGUCAACUGCGUUAAUUUUCAGCAAUCUUAACAUGUGUAAAUAUUUGUAUGAACAUAACAAGAUUCAACAACUGAGACAUAAACUGAACAAGUUCCACAGACAUGUGACUAACAGCAAUUGAAUAAUGUGUCCCUGAACAAAGUGGGGGUCAAAAUCAAAAGUAACAGUCAGUAUCUGGUGUGGCCACCAGCUGCAUUAAGUACUGCAGUGCAUCUCCUCCUCAUGGACUGCACCAGAUUUGCCAGUUCUUGCUGUGAGAUGUUAUCCCACUCUCCCACCAAGUCACCUGCAAGUUCCCUGACAUUUCUGGGAGGAAUGGCCCUAGCCCUCACCCUCCGAUCCAACAGGUCCCAGACGUGCUCAAUGAGAUUGAGAUCCGGGCUCUUCACAUUGUAAUGCUGGAGGGUCAUGUCAGGAUGAGCCCGCAGGAAGGGUACCACAUGAGGGAGGAGGAUGUCUUCCCUGUAACGCACAGCGUUGAGAUUGCCUGCUAUGACAACAAGCUCAGUCCGAUGAUGCUGUGACACACCGCCCUAGACCAUGACGGACCCUCCACCUCUGUCCCGCAGGUGUGAUUUUCGGAUGUACCGAUCCUGUGUAGGUGUUGUUACACGUGGUCUGCCACUGCGAGGACGAUCAGCUGUCCGUCCUGUCUCCCUGUAGCGCUGUCUUAGGCGUCUCACAGUAUGGACAUUGCAAUUUAUUGCCCUGGCCACAUCUGCAGUCCUCAUGCAUCCUUGCAGCAUGCCUAAGGCACAUUCACGCAGAUGAGCGGGGACCCUGAGCAUCUUUCUUUUUGUGUUUUUCAGAGUCAGUAGAAAGGCCUCUUUAGUGUUCUAUGUUUUCAUAACUGUGACCUUAAUUGCCUACCGUCUGUAAACUGUUAGUGUUUUGACGACCGUACCACAGGUGCAUGUUCAUUAAUUGUUUAUGGUUCAUUGAACAAGCAUGGGAAACAGUGUUUAAACCCUUUACAAUGAAGAUCUGUGAAGUUAUUUUGAGUUUUACGAAUUAUCUUUGAAAGACAGGGUGCUGAAAAAGGGACGUUUCUUUUUUUGCUGAGUUUAUUAAGAAGUGCAGACACACAGAGGAAGCAAAGGGAUUAAUUCACACCAUAGCUGUGUCCCAACUUUAACAGCCUCCUUCUGUCUUUCCUAUACCACUCACCACUGGGCAAGAAAAGGAAGGAAGAGGCUGUUCCAGAGUAUUGGGAUGAAGCCCGUGAACUCAGGAGCAGAAAGCCAAAGGAAAUUACGUCAUUCAAUCAGUCCACCAAUCAAAAGCCAGAUCAAAAGGGAAAACGCUUCAGGGCACCAACAUAAGCGGAGAGCAGGUGAGGGAUGGGGUUACGAUUGGAGCAGGGUGGUUGCCUGAAUAUCCUGAUCAAAGGUCAGACUGCAUUUUGCCCCUAAAUUGUUUGGGUAAGGAAUGGGGGAGUUUAAGCUGAUCCUUGAUCUGUGCCUAUGGGCAAAUUCUACCUGGAGAGUUAUGAUUGCACGAAACACAGGGCUCAGAGGCAGAUACCAAAACACCACAUCAUAUUCACCUGAGAAAGAAGGUCCACCUGGAACGCAGCACAGCAUGUAUAUAGCAUUUAUAACAUGAGAACGUCUUCUGUGUGGCAUUAUGCUCUACUGUGACACAUUGAUAACUAAUUCCAUGAAAAACAGUAUGUGUGUGAGUGUGACGUGUUGUGUGUUUAGUGAGAAUUUGUGUUGAUGUGUGACAGUGUGUGUUGGUGUGUUUUGAGAGAGUGUGUGUUUAAGAGUGUGUUGGUGUGUUUAGCACUUACCGUUGAGCCCUCCAGGAGUGGGAGCAGCGGUGGUCUGUUUCUGGUUGUCGUAAGACGGUCCAAUGCUGCCCAAAUCCUGAGAUGAAAAAAAAUCAACCAACUGUCAGCAUCACUGUGUAUGUGUGUGUGUUUGUCUGCUGUGUUUUCCUACCUGGUCCAGCAGGCCAAACUUGGGGUAGUCCUCCUCUGGGUCCUUACUGCCUGGGUCUGGCUGCUCCUUCACCAGGAACACAUCCCGCUCUUUACUCUGAAAGACAGAGAAGUCAAGUAAAGACAUUAUCUGUUUCUAAGAGAAAGUCCAGGUACUUUUUCAACGGUGUAACAGUGAAGAUCUAUGGUGAUAGGUGGGAUGGGCUGAGAGCGGCUGAGGGGUGGGAUUAAAGAGCUUAUGUUUGGUAAUGUAUUAUUGUUAUAUGACUCCUUUAUAUAAAAGUACCAUGUAUGUAAAAUGUAUGUACACUACCGGUCAAAAGUUUUAGAACACCUACUCAUUCAAGGGUUUUUCUAUAUUUUUACUAUUUUCUACAUUGUAGAAUAAUAGUGAAGACAUCAAAACUAUGAAAUAACUCAUACAGUGGGGAGAACAAGUAUUUGAUACACUGACGAUCUUGCAGGUUUUCCUACUUACAAAGCAUGUAGAGGUCUGUAAUGUUUAUCAUAGGUACACUUCAACUGUGAGAGACGGAAUCUAAAACAAAAUCCUGAAAAUCACAUUGUAUGAUUUUUAAGUAAUUAAUUUGCAUUUUAUUGCAUGACAUAAGUAUUUGAUCACCUACCAACCAGUAAGAAUUCCGGCUCUCACAGACCUGUUAGUUUUUCUUUAAGAAGCCCUCCUGUUCUCCACUCAUUACCUGUAUUAAAUGCACCAGUUUGAACUCGCUACCUGUAUAAAAGACACCUGUCCACACACUCAAUCAAACAGACUCCAACCUCUCCACAAUGGCCAAGACCAGAGAGCUGUGUAAGGACAUCAGGGAUAAAAUUGUAGACCUGCACAAGGCUGGGAUGGGCUACAGGACAAUAGGCAAGCAGCUUGGUGAGAAGGCAACAACUGUUGGCACAAUUAUUAGAAAAAGGAAGAAGUUCAAGAUGACGGUCAAUCACCCUCGGUCUGGGGCUCCAUGCAAGAUCUCACCUCGUGGGGCAUCAAUGAUCAUGAGGAAGGUGAGGGAUCAGCCCAGAACUACACGGCAGGACCUGGUCAAUGACCUGAAGAGAACUGAGACCACAGUCUCAAAGAAAACCAUUAGUAACACACUACGCCGUCAUGGAUUAAAAUCCUGCAGCGCACGCAAGGUCCCCCUGCUCAAGCCAGUGCAUGUCCAGGCCCGUCUGAAGUUUGCCAAUGACCAUCUGGAUGAUCCAGAGGAGGAAUGGGAGAAGGUCAUGUGGUCUGAUGAGACAAAAAUAGAGCUUUUUGGUCUAAACUCCACUCGCUGUGUUUGGAGGAAGAAAAAGGAUGAGUACAACCCCAAGAACACCAUCCCAACCGUGAAGCAUGGAGGUGGAAACAUCAUUCUUUGGGGAUGCUUUUCUGCAAAAGGGACAGGACAACUGCACCGUAUUGAGGGGAGGAUGGAUGGGGCCAUGUAUCGCGAGAUCUUGGCUAACAACCUCCUUCCCUCAGUAAGAGCAUUGAAGAUGGGUUGUGGCUGGGUCUUCCAGCAUGACAACGACCCGAAACACACAGCCAGGGCAACUAAGGAGUGGCUCCGUAAGAAGCAUCUCAAGGUCCUGGAGUGGCCUAGCCAGUCUCCAGACCUGAACCCAAUAGAACAUCUUUGGAGGGAGCUGAAAGUCUGUAUUGCCCAGCGACAGCCCCGAAACCUGAAGGAUCUGGAGAAGGUCUGUAUGGAGGAGUGGGCCAAAAUCCCUGCUGCAGUGUGUGCAAACCUGGUCAAGACCUACAGGAAACGUAUGAUCUCUGAAAUUGCAAACAAUGGUUUCUGUACCAAAUAUUAAGUUCUGCUUUUCUGAUGUAUCAAAAACUUAUGUCAUGCAAUAAAAUGCUAAUUAAUUACUUAAAAAUCAUACAAUGUGAUUUUCAGGAUUUUUGUUUUAGAUUCCGUCUCUCACAGUUGAAGUGUACCUAUGAUAAACAUUACAGACCUCUACAUGCUUUGUAAGUAGGAAAACCUGCAAGAUCGUCAGUGUAUCAAAUACUUGUUCUCCCCACUGUAUGUAAUCAUGUAGUAACCAAAGAAGUGUUAAACAAAUCAAAAUAUAUUUUAAAUAUAACAUCCAUUCACCCACACCGCGUCUCACAAGGACACGGCGGUUGGAACCAAAAAUCUCCAGACCAAAGGACAAAUUUCCACCGGUCUAAUGUCCAUUGCUCGUGUUUCUUGGCCAAAGCAAGUCUCUUCUUCUUAUUGGUGUUCUUGAAAUGUUCCGUAUUGACUGACCUUCAUGUCUUAAUGAUGGACUGUCGUUUCUCUUUGCUUAUUUGAGCUGUUCUUGCCAUAAUAUGGACUUGGUCUUUUACCAAAUAGGGCUAUCUUCUGUAUACCCCCCUACCUUGUCACAACACAACUGAUUGGCUAAGAAGGAAAGAAGAAAAUAAAUUCCACAAAUUAACUUUUAAGAAGGCACACCUGUUAAUUGAAAUGCAUUCCAGGUGACCACCUCAUGAAGCUGGUUGCGAGAAUGCCAAGAGUGUGCAAAGCUGUCAUCAAGGCAAAGGGUGGCUAUUUGAAGAAUCUCAAAUAUAAAAUAGAUUGAUUUGUUUAACACUUUUUUGGUUAAUACAUGAUUCCAUGUGUUAUUUCAUAGUAUUGAUGUCUUCACUAUUAUUCUACAAUGUAGAAAAUAGUAAAAAAAAAUAAAGAAAAACUCUUGAAUGAGUAGGUGUUCUAAAACUUUUGACCGGUAGUAUAUAUAUAUAUAUUUUGUUUAAACAGUGACGGUUUAGUGUGAUGUGUGUAGUUUGGUGCAUCUGUGCAAGUCAGUGGUUGCUCUUAUACUCACCAUGGUCUUGACUAGGUUGUUGGGCCAGGUAAGUUUUCCAGGUCUCUGUCGGGUGGUCAUACACUCCCAGUACUUAUCAAUGAAUGGGAUGAUGUCCUGCAAGGAGAGAGAGAGUGUACUGGAAAAUAUGACAUUAACAUAUCCAGUGUUUUAAGCAAAUGAAAAACAUACGCAAAAGAUGUGUAAUAUCUUGACAUGACAUAUAAAAUCAAGCAUUUCCAAAGAUCACAUAUUCGCUUCUCAAUGUGUAUUACUGUGGGUUCUAUGUUGGGACUGUUGAGGGGACUGACCUUGUCUUUGGAGAACAUAGUCUUGGGGUGUUCCUCCUGAGUCCUGGAACUCCAUGUGAGGUUGGCCAGAGCAGUCAGACACAUCUCCUUCAGGUCUGGAACACACAGCAUCACUCAAUCAGUACAUCACUAAAUAACAGACCAUCAGUAAUCACCAAACACACACACACACACACACACACACACACACACACACAGAAGUGUAUCAGCUGAAUGAGAACACCUACUGGCUUGUUUCCGGAGGAAGUAGGUGUUGCCGCUGUGAUGACACACGUUACAAUGGAACACAUAGUUGGUCAUGAAAGGCAGACACGUCCUGGAGAGAGCGGGAGAAAGACUAAUCAAAGACCUUGAUCCUGAACAUUUUAAAUUUAAACCAGUAGCUACCUGGUUAUUCGAGCUCAAGGGGUCUAAUUCAAGGUCUAACAAGCUUAGUCUUGGAAUCAGUUAGCCAAAGGCCUCUAUGGUAAGAGAUAGAUUGAGUUACUAAGUGAGUCAGACGUACGCGGUGUCGAUACUGAAGGUGUCGGCAGUGAACCACUUCAUACAGAGAGCACACUGCAGCUCCACCUCUCCCUGGUGCCUGCCGCUCUCCUCAUCCCCAGAACCUGUCUGGGUGUCAGCCGCCUCCAAACCCUCACUACCCGGAUCCUGA